AUGUGGGCACAUUCGAUGACAGUGCAGGAUUACCAGGACCUCAUAGACAGAGGAUGGCGAAGAAGUGGGAAGUAUGUCUACAAACCUAUCAUGAAUCAAACAUGUUGUCCUCAAUACACAAUAAGGUGCCAGGCUUUGCAUUUUCAGACCUCCAAAUCUCACAAGAAAGUUCUGAAGAAAAUGUUGAAAUUCAUUUCUAAAGGAGAUGUUUCAAAAGGAGCAAAUGAUGAAGAGCCGAUGGAUUCCCAUAUUGAGGAUGCAGUCGCCUGUGAUUUUCCAUACAAGAGUGAGUCUCAUGUCAGUCAGUCUGAACUGACUCCCUUGGGAGAGGAUCACACUGGGAGCGUUGGGAAUGAAGAUAAGGACUCAGGAGAAACAGAAGAAGAGGUGAAUGUGCAGAAGGUGGAGUCGGAUUCCCUUCAGAUCUGUGCAGACAAGGACACUCCUGUCCCUGGAGAGCCAUCACACUCAGCUAAAGUUGUUCAUGCACCACCUAAGCCAGGGAAAGGGGCUGAUCUGAGCAAACCUCUGUGUCGAAAAGCAAAGGAGAUACGGAAAGAGAAGAAACUACAGAAGCUACUUCAGAACCAGAAAAGCACGUUAGAAGGGUCUCAGCUUCAAGGAGGAGAUCAAGCUCUCCUCUUGCAAAACUCUAAACCUAAAACAAACCAACCUAAAACCAUUGAAGACUUCGUUUUUGUCUCUUUACCUGAUGAUGCACCACACAAAUUAGAGGUGAGGGUGGUGAGAUCAUCUCCACCAAGUUCACAGUUCAAAGCCACAUUGCAGGAGUCUUACCAGGUCUAUAAACGUUACCAGAUGGUUAUUCACAAGGACCCACCUGAUAAACCAACUAUAAAUCAGUUCACACGAUUCCUCUGUGAUUCUCCUCUGGAGGCAGAGCAUGUCCCAAACGGACCAGAAUGUGGCUAUGGAUCUUUCCACCAGCAGUAUUGGCUGGAUGGGAAGAUAAUUGCAGUUGGUGUAAUUGAUAUCCUGCCCUACUGUGUGUCCUCUGUCUACCUGUACUACGAUCCAGACUUUUCUUUCUUAUCUUUGGGAGUCUACUCUGCACUACGGGAAAUUGCUUUUACUAGGCAACUUCAUGAAAAAGCUCCUGAUCUCUGUUUUUAUUAUAUGGGUUUCUACAUUCAUUCAUGCCCCAAAAUGAGAUACAAGGGUCAGUACAGGCCCUCUGACUUGCUGUGCCCUGAGACUUAUGUCUGGACACCAAUUGAGCAGUGUCUGCCCCUGCUUGAGCACUCAAAAUACUCUCGAUUCAACCAGGAUUUGAAAGCAGUCGAUGAAGGUCGUCUGAAGGAGCUGGGCAGAGUGAGAGUACUGCACAAGAGAACUGUGAUGCCUUACAGUGUGUACAAGAAAAGGAGGAAGGGGCCAAGCGACGAGGCCAGCGUUCAGCAGUAUGCAAGUUUGGUUGGACAGACCUGUUCAGAAAGAAUGUUGUUGUUUAGAAGUUGA
Molecule: messenger RNA, 1479 nt
Organism: Acanthisitta chloris (rifleman)
Lineage: Eukaryota; Metazoa; Chordata; Aves; Passeriformes; Acanthisittidae
Gene: ATE1
Product: arginyltransferase 1
Exons: 11
Coding region: 1-1479 (492 amino acids)
Biological process (GO): protein arginylation
Cellular component (GO): cytoplasm
Molecular function (GO): arginyl-tRNA--protein transferase activity
Source: RefSeq, a predicted model, not a curated record